GGGUAAAGGUCAUCCCGGUAAGCUCCGGUUCCCGACAGCCGCUCGUGGAGCAAUAAUCGCUCACCUGUGGAUAUGUAUCAAGGUGUAACGAUGGCCGCCAACCACGGAGCUGCGUCUUACGAGUCCGGUUUCCUCCAUAACUCGACUUCUCCGGUGUACGUGACACCCACACGGGUGACUCCGAUGAUCCAGGCCCUCCCGUACCUACAGGCGCCCCAGCAGAGCAGCCCGGCGUCUGGACACUCUGGAUGGGCACAGCCGGGCGUGGAAACCACCUCCUAUAACUCAAGCACCGGGCACCAUCAUUCUCCGGUGUCCAGAUUCACUUUCUCCACCAGUCCUCCGUUAACUUCAGGCCGGGAUACCGCAACUUAUACAAGCCGGGAGCAUUUCGGGUCUCGGGCUCUUAGCGGCUCUUAUCACAGCGGUUACCCGGCCUAUGUGAGCCCUAAUAUCGGAGCCUCUUGGACGGCUUCGCACUUCGACAGCUCCGUACUGCACAGCCUCCAGACCGGAGGAGCGGCCGCUGCUAGACACCCCAAUUUAGAGUUUUUUGAUGAUCUGGGCGAGGGCCGGGAGUGUGUGAACUGCGGGGCGAUGUCGACUCCUCUGUGGCGGCGGGACGGCACCGGUCAUUACCUGUGCAAUGCCUGUGGACUCUACCAUAAGAUGAACGGCAUCAACCGGCCGCUGGUCAAACCACAGAGACGACUGUCUGCGUCCAGGCGGGUGGGUUUAUCCUGCACAAACUGUCAGACUACCACAACAACUCUUUGGAGACGCAAUGCAGAAGGAGAGCCAGUCUGCAACGCCUGUGGACUCUACAUGAAGCUCCACGGGGUUCCUCGUCCUCUCGCCAUGAAGAAAGAGGGCAUUCAGACACGAAAGCGCAAACCCAAAAACAUCAGCAAAACCAAACCCGGCUCCUCUGAAGGUCAGUCGGCGAUCAGCGCUGUGAACUCCAGUCCAACAGAAGAGACGCGACCCAUCAAGACUGAACCAGACACAACACCGCUCUACACACACCACAACAUACACACACAGGUAUCUGCGUUUCCAGCAUAUAUGGGCUCUCCAAGCGGAUCCUCCAGCACCAAGAGUGAAGUGUGGAACAGCCUGAUUCUGGCAUAAACGCACACACA
Molecule: messenger RNA, 1142 nt
Organism: Danio rerio (zebrafish)
Lineage: Eukaryota; Metazoa; Chordata; Actinopteri; Cypriniformes; Danionidae
Gene: gata4
Product: GATA binding protein 4
Biological process (GO): positive regulation of DNA-templated transcription; regulation of transcription by RNA polymerase II; regulation of DNA-templated transcription
Cellular component (GO): nucleus
Molecular function (GO): DNA-binding transcription factor activity; DNA-binding transcription factor activity, RNA polymerase II-specific; zinc ion binding
Source: RefSeq, marked provisional